AUGAGCGUUUCGAGCCAGGAGACGAUUUGUUCCUAUUCCAGCGGGGGGUCGCGGCUGGGCGCGGCGGGGGAAGCGGGGCAAGCAGGCCAAGCGGGCGAAGCGAAGGAAACACACGGGACGAGACAAGCGGAAAGAACGAGCGAAACGAGCGAAAGAAGCCAAACAAGCGGAACGAGCCAAACAAGCGAAACAACCCAAACGAGCGAAAGAACCCAAACUGACAUCACGCACAAAACGAACGUAAACAACCGCGUCGCCGCCGCUGUCCAGCCGAGGGAGCGGGGGCGCCCUACCACCCCUGCUCAUUCCUCAUACACACGGCAGACCGCGCUGGGCUGUGCGCUGGGAAGAAUUAGCUCCAACUACGUAAUACAUGCGAGCAACAACACAAGCGUUGCGGGCGAAUGGGGCAGCAGGAUGAGUGCCUCCACUUCGGUGAACCUGUGUAGAGUAACAAAAUUGAUGAGCCUCUGUGAAGACCUCCCCGCCAGCGCUGCGUACCUUGCAAAUGGUACAGACGGGGGGAAGAGAGUGGAGGAGAUGGCUCAGAAGAGUAUCACUCCUGUGAUGACUUCUCAGAUAGGGAGCCAUCAGGUAAGGGUUACCCACACGGAGCCAAGUUGCGAAACGGGCCCCGAGAACGAUGGGGACACCAACAUGGAUACAGGCGGCACGGACCAUAUGGACGAACGUAGCAACUCCAUUGAAGAGAACAGUCAAUUGGAACAAACAAAGGACCCAAGUGAUGACCAUCAUAGUACCAACAAACGAGUGUUCAUCCAGGGGAUCAGAAAAAAUUACCAGACGAAUGGAAAUACAUUUACCUACUUAAAGGAGGUUAUACAGAAAACCUACAAAGAGACUGUAGAGCUCGAUGGGUCUGAGUAUAUUUUCUUGUAUGACAUUUGUGUUCAGGAUGGAGAUGUAUAUAGCCAAUUGAACGAAAAAAGGGUGGAUUGCACUCAGAAUGGCUCUUGGGGCGGAUCUGCAGCAAUUGGUACAACAGAAUUAGAGGAAGAAAAUGACAUCCUCGCUCUCCACACGUAUAAUAAGUAUAGAAACCUUUUUCAUACCUUAUCGAAUCAGCUGAAUAGAAUUAGUAGACUGAUCUACCCUGUGGAGGGGGGGGACAUGUCGAGAGGUUGUCUAUCAACGGGGUCCUUAUCCAUUGUGGGGGCCACCUCAAACGGGGUUGCCCAUAAUUAUGCGGAUAAUCCUGCCGCGAAUCAUGCCCCUAACCAUGCCGCUAAUCACGCGGGGAGACGGACAGAUGGACGACAAUCACAUAUAGAGGAAUGUAGAAUGGUCGGAGGUUUUGACGACACGAGCCUGGAGUCAAUACAAAACCUCUUCGCAGAGGAAACACAGAGGAGGGGUAUCCCCAAGGGGAACCUGCUGGAGAGGCUGAACUGUAUAUUUUUCAGCUCCAUGGGGACAAUUGGAAAAGAGAGUGACCCUACGGCCGGUGAUAAUUCGGCCAAGGGGGCAGUGAACCGAGUUGACGGCUCCACUGCGAACCCGGUUGGAAGAUCCACUGCUAACCCAUACGGUGAUUCUACUUCUAACUCAGUCGGUGACUGCACUCCUAACAGCGCUUCCCCCCUGAAUGCGAGCUGCUCCCCGCGGAGGAGCCAGCUGACCCCAUUGGACAUGGCCAAAAUUACGCAGCACAUGAAAGCUAGCGCAAACAGAAGGGUCCACGAAAGUGACAUCUAUGACAUUGAGAUUCUGAAGAAGGGAUACUUCUACCUCUACAUCGGGAAUGAACACUGGGAUGACUAUUACUGUGUCUUUUUCCACUUAAAGAAUAACUUAUUCUUCAAAAAUGACCUUCUAUAUACGCACUACUGCAGAGUCUAUGACAGAGGGAUGUUAAGCAAUGUACUGAUCCCACCUGACUCUUACAGCAAUUUUUUUAUAGCCUUUUUUAAAGACGACCGUUUUGAGAUGGACAGAAUGUCUAACCUCGAGCUAGCCAUCAGAAUGAGAAGAAACUAUUACCCAUUCGUAAUUGAACUGUCACGAAGUAAGAAGACAGGCAUUCUAAUUCACACAGGUCAGGAUGCCCACCGGGUGAGGAGUUCUCUCAUCGUUUUUGAUAUUAACUCCGAUCCGUUUUAUCUGAUCCCGAUUGAGUGUUUCCCGGAGGAUAGGGUAGCCACGAUGAAUGUACGUGGUAGGGUUACCAAGGGAGAAGCUAACGAAUCAUCCCGUGGGGGCACUCCUCCCCCGCGUGCCAGGGUGAAACUCCACUAUGGCCUUCUCAAGGAGUGGAACGAGUUCCUGGGCUCCGUGAUGGAGAGAAGCAAACAUGGGAAGAGAAACCUUUGCCACACACAAAGGCAAAGCGAGAAGACCCACUACGUGAACAGAAAAUUUAGCCAGUGGAUCAGGGCCUUUAAGAAGGAGAGGAACAUCCAGGAGGGGCGGAUGCGUGUCAGCGCAGGGAAGGGGAGCGUUUUAGCGGGCGCGGCGGUAGCGCCGUUCCAGUAA
Molecule: messenger RNA, 2493 nt
Organism: Plasmodium inui San Antonio 1
Lineage: Eukaryota; Apicomplexa; Aconoidasida; Haemosporida; Plasmodiidae
Exons: 1
Coding region: 1-2493 (830 amino acids)
Source: RefSeq, a predicted model, not a curated record